This is a messenger RNA of Alternaria hordeiaustralica, 2916 nucleotides long. RefSeq lists its product as uncharacterized. Gene Ontology annotation, molecular function: RNA polymerase I transcription regulatory region sequence-specific DNA binding; RNA polymerase I general transcription initiation factor binding. Gene Ontology annotation, biological process: nucleolar large rRNA transcription by RNA polymerase I. Gene Ontology annotation, cellular component: RNA polymerase I core factor complex. Lineage: Eukaryota; Fungi; Ascomycota; Dothideomycetes; Pleosporales; Pleosporaceae. Bases 1 to 2916 code for a protein of 971 amino acids. The transcript has 3 exons. The record is from RefSeq and is a predicted model, not a curated record.
AUGGCUGACAGAUCGCUCAAAGAUCUGAACUACGGCCAUCCCGGUGCAGCGACUUACGACCUGGGCAAUAGAGAGUGGACGUUUGCCAGGCCAUAUACUACACGCCCAUUCAAGCGCAUUCGAACUUCGAAGGACGCGACUUCUGCGAGCAGUCAUGCGACACCGGCAUUUUCUCUCCCUGCAGAAAUUCUAGCGAGUAGGACCAGCAUACAGAAAGAGAUCAGCAACAGCAUCGAAGAACACCCUCAGCUCUCUGCAGCAGCCGUUGUCCUCCCCGAUUUAGCUGUAGUAUCUGCUGCCAUAUCAUCCACGGCUUCUACCUACGAUCCGCUCGUCGGCGACCUACUCUCCUUCGGUUCGAUUACACCCAAGGGUAGACACGAGGCAUGGCAAAUAGCUGCAUUGCCGACGGGAGACUCUGGCAGCAUACUGCAGUUGUCAAUCCUAGACAACGAAAGACACGGUUGGACAGCAGACCCGAAGUCAUGGGUAGAAGGGCGGACCUUGAAAGACACGGAGAGUGGCUUCUGGAAUGAGGAAGCGGCACCGAUCCAGCAAGUUCACUUUUCGCAUUCGGAUGACAGCAGACCCUUUCUGGCUGUGCGACUGCCUACCCGUACUGUCCUCUUCCACCCAGACUACCACCGCCGACCACGCGCUUCCGAUGUCUCACCGUUCUACCGCUUACCCGCCUCCUCGAUCGAACUCCACCCUAUACUCAGCAUAAGUCAAAACAAUACCGGUGGCUUUGCUCAUGUCGACGUCACAUUCAAUCCAGACUUCCCGUUGCAGUUUGCACUCGUCGACCUGAAUCAGACAUGGAGUGUAUGGGACAUCGAGCAUCGGCCCAGACUUGGCACGUACUCGGCUUCAUGCCUGCUUCGUGGAAAGAUCGAUGGACUGGAAGAGGACGGGGACACAGCUUGCGAAGACGGUUGGGCGAGGAUUCUCUGGGUAGCUGAUACAACGACGUUGAUGGUAUGCAACAGGCGCCAUUUGAGCAUCGUCAGCAUCAAGGGCAGGACAACGUCAUACCUUCCCUGCCCAGAGCUUUUCAGUGAACGAUCGGCAGACUGGAUCUUGGAUGUCAAGCAACACCCGAGUGAUAGAAGUCGGGUUUUCGUCUUGACCUCUACUCGUUUAUUCCUCCUUUCGGUCACUGCACCAAGUGAGCUGCUUCCGAGGGCUGGUGAAGCUGGAGCUAAGGUCCUCACAUCCUGGCGGCACUACCGGGGCGUGGAGGAUUUCACACUUCACAUAAGCGUGCAGAUGCUGUCGGACGAUGUUAACAACUUGGUCCAAAUGCAAAGCUUCCGCAGCAAUACCUCCGAUUCUUCCGGCCUCGUUACCACUUCGGAUCCGACCCUGCUAGACCUACCCAUCGGUGGAUCCGCGCACAUAAGCAACUUGUACAUCGAGCCCAUGCGAUGGGAAUACUCAAAGAAAGACUGCGUUUUCCUCCAACUGUUUGUGACGCUCUCCGACUUAAGUACGCGCGAGCUGGUUGUCUGGAGUCGGAGCACCUCGACAGGACAUACCACCGAGAAUGACCAUGCCGUUGUAGACUUCACGCGAAGCACGAUCAAACGCCCUAGAAACCUCAUCUUUAACUCGAAACCACGCUACAAAGACGAGGAUUUUAUAGUGCCUAAUGGAUUGGUCGACAGAGGGUUACCAAGCUCCAAGAUUGGCAGGCAGCAGCCAGAAUUGCGCAGAUCCUGGGACGGUGCUGCCAUGCCGGAAACUCGGGACAAUGCUUCUCUAGGCGAGAUUCUAUCUCAGUCAAAGAGCGCGGCGGAGCAGGUCUCAGGUACCAUCGAUGCGGUGGCCGUCAUGGAUCAAGUGAACGAAAUGCUGGCGACUGGUGCAGACUUGCCACCUUUACCAUUGGGUACUCUGAUGGAGUUUACGCACGCACAGUUCCAUGUUGCAGACAUUGACGAAGCUUCGUCCAACUUCCAAGAGCUGUUCUCUUCGCCAAAUGGUCAAGAUACUGUGGAUGUUCAGCGUAUCGCAGCUAUGCGCGUACUUGGUUUGACCGACGACAGCGACCUCACCAUUUCCGAUGCAUACGAUAGUAUACUCCAGACGUGGGUUGCGCCUAUGCCACCCGAUAUGCCAAUUCGCGUUCGGCAACGCCAAGAACUUCUGGCUCGGCGAAUUGCUACGGAGUUGCUGUUCUCAAGCACGUGUAUACGUGACGAUCGGAUCCAAGUGCCAGCUGUUAGCAUACAGCGUGGGCAGAGUCAGGACAGUGCCGUAGCCUUGCCCAUCUUGCCUGCAAGACCAAAGGAGGCUACCUUCAACUUCACCUCAAGAUAUUCUGCCUCUCAGCCGUUACCGACACCGCCAUACUCAUCUAUACCACCUUCGUCUUUGCCUCCAUCCUCUGUGUAUGGAUCGUCCCCACCCGAGAUACCUUCCAUGGAGCCAGCUUCGUCAGACCCCCUUAGUCGGCUUAGCAAGUAUCUUCAAACUUCCAAAGACCCGGCUAUCAUUCCGCCAAACGUUUCUCAAGGUCUCGCGCAUUGGGAAUUAGGAAAGGAUCCGCAUGUGUACAAUUGGGCCAGUAUGGAGCGUACUCUUCGGGCCGAAGAACUAGAUGAAGAGAGCCAGCAACAACGCGAGAAGGAACGCAAGAAGAAGGAACGUAGGGAAAAGCGCCAACAACGCGAGAACGAGCUCAUGAGGGCCAAGACUGCGAGUCAACUCAACGCAUAUCCGAGAAGCUCUCCAGGGCCCACGCUGGGUGGUAUAGGUAGCAGCAGUCAGGUACCGAGUCAGAGCCAAAGUCAAAGCCAGGUACCAUUCCAGACUGGUGGCUUCAUGAUGCCACUAAGUCAAGUAGAGCGGGGCAAGUUUGGAGGAAAGCUAGACAAGAAGAAGAAAAAGAAGGGGAGGAUCAGUGGAUUUUAA